Ceratotherium simum simum (southern white rhinoceros) is the source of this 2351-nucleotide messenger RNA. RefSeq names its product Zn regulated GTPase metalloprotein activator 1A (gene ZNG1A). NCBI's taxonomy places the organism in Eukaryota, Metazoa, Chordata, Mammalia, Perissodactyla, Rhinocerotidae. The record is from RefSeq and is a predicted model, not a curated record. Gene Ontology annotation, cellular component: cytoplasm.
AAGAGGCGAGGCGGUCCUCAGCCGGAGCCCAGGUAAUCCGGGUGGGAGCGGGGCGAGCCACGCGUCGCAGCAUGAUGGCGUCAAGGACGCGCCCGGCGUGACGUGCUUGGCGUGCGCAGCUGCACUCCGGCGUUUUGGUUCCAGCUCGUGAGCUGAGCGUCAGGCGGGUUGUGCUGUUGGCCGGGAUGUUACAGGCUGUUGGAGCUGUGGAUGAGGAAGAGGAGCAAGCGGAGGAGGAUUGUCCUGAAUUGGUCCCGAUUGAGACGAAGCAAAGAGAGGAGGAGGAAAAGCCUGGCCCCGGCGCUAAGAUCCCAGUCACAAUUAUCACCGGGUAUUUAGGUGCUGGGAAGACAACACUUCUGAACUAUAUUCUGACAGAGCAACAUAGUAAAAGAAUAGCAGUUAUUUUAAACGAAUUUGGGGAAGGAAGUGCAGUGGAGAAAUCCUUAGCUGUCAGCCAAGGUGGAGAGCUCUAUGAAGAAUGGCUAGAACUUAGAAACGGUUGCCUCUGCUGUUCAGUAAAGGACAGUGGCCUUAGAGCUAUUGAGAAUUUGAUGCAGAAGAAGGGGAAAUUUGAUUACAUACUGCUAGAGACCACUGGGUUAGCUGAUCCUGGUGCUGUAGCUUCUAUGUUUUGGGUUGAUGCUGCAUUAGGAGUUGAUAUUUAUCUUGAUGGUAUCAUCACUGUUGUGGAUUCAAAAUAUGGAUUAAAACAUUUAGCAGAAGAAAAACCUGAUGGCCUUAUCAAUGAAGCUUCUAGGCAAGUUGCUUUGGCAGAUAUCAUCAUCAUCAAUAAAACAGACUUGGUUUCAGAAGAGGAUUUAAACAAAUUAAGAACAACUAUUAGAUCAAUAAAUGGACUGGGAAAAAUUUUAGAAACACAAAGAUCAAGAGUUGAUCUCUCUAAUGUAUUGGAUCUUCAUGCCUUUGACGGUCUCUCUGGAAUAAGUUUGCAGAAAAAACUUCAACAUUUGCCGACAACACAACCUCACCUUGAUCAGAAUAUUGUUACAGUCACAUUUGAAGUACCAGGAAGUGCAAAGGAAGAAAGUCUGAAUGUAUUCAUUCAGAAUCUUCUAUGGGAAAAGAAUGUGAGAAACAAGGAGGAUGACUGCAUGGAGGUCCUACGACUGAAGGGGCUGGUGUCAAUCAAAGAUAAACCACAACAAGUGAUUGUCCAGGGUGUCCAUGAGCUCUAUGAUCUGGAGGAGACUCCAGUGAGCUGGAAAGAUGACACCGAGAGAACAAAUCGAUUGGUUCUUAUUGGCAGGAAUUUAGAUAAGGAUAUCCUUAAACAACUAUUUAUAGCAACUGUGACAGAAACAGAAAAGCAGUGGACAACACAUUACAAAGAAGAUCAAGUUUGUCCGUAACACUAGAAGCAUUUCUUAUCAAAAGGAUUGGAUGAUAAAAUAGGGAAUAAGUUUCCUACUGGGUGUAUUUCAGGCAUCUUUGUUGGCAUUACUUCUGUUAUAAAUUGCAAUGUACUUUAAAAUAGUAUUUAUUUUAUAUAAUACAGAAGAUAUAGUAAAUCAGUAUUGUAAAAAUUUGAUAUUCAUUCAAUAAACUAUAAUAUCCUCUGAAGUGUUUUUUUUUUGUAGACAGAUGUUUUACAAAAAUAUCUUUUAGAAUUAGCUUUAGAGUUUUGCAUAUGCUGAAUCUCUCACCCAUGGAAGUUAUUUAAUAAUAAUGAUAAAACUUACUUCAACAUUGUCAUUUUCCCUUAGAACUUCAGCUCAUUGCAUACAUAUAAUAAUUUUAUUAUUAUCAAGAAUUAAAAAAAAAUAAUGUCACCAUUUUUAUCAAAUGAAAUAAGAGGUUUGCUGUGGCUAGAAGCUUAUAAGUGGAAGAAAUCUGAGUCAAAGAAAUUAAAUGAAACCAUCUCUUAUUCUUAGUGAAUUCUAAGCCUUACUGGUAGUCAGUGUAAUAAAACUUCAGCCAUUCACUUUAUGUUUAGAAGAUUCCACUUUUAGAUCUUUUAAGUUCGUUUUGUUUUUUUUGAACUACUUCAAUUUUCAAUGUAAGCUAAAAAGUAACAAAGUACAAAACUUCAGAUAUAACUACAGAUAACUUUUGAUAAUUUAACAAUCUUUGUAUAAAUGGUUGGUCUGUAAGUACACAAUGGCUUACUUUUCUCCUAUUCCUACUAAAGGCCAGAUCAGCAUAACUAUAUUCAAAUUGUAAGAGAAAAGCAUUAGAUGGGAUUUAAAGAAGAGCUUUCCUAAACUAAUGGUUGUUAAAUAUCAGAAGGCUAUCAAAAUGGCUUUUGGAAUUUUUUUAAAGAAUUUUAAAUAAAAGAGUUACAUCCGUGUAUCUUGAGUGGUUCUAGUGGUUGGAGGCAGGUUAAUUAU